Messenger RNA from Canis lupus familiaris (dog), 4233 nucleotides. RefSeq names its product tubulin tyrosine ligase like 4 (gene TTLL4). Lineage: Eukaryota; Metazoa; Chordata; Mammalia; Carnivora; Canidae. The transcript is spliced from 21 exons. Gene Ontology annotation, cellular component: cilium. The record is from RefSeq and is a predicted model, not a curated record. Gene Ontology annotation, biological process: protein polyglutamylation; microtubule cytoskeleton organization. Gene Ontology annotation, molecular function: tubulin binding; tubulin-glutamic acid ligase activity. Bases 363 to 3965 code for a protein of 1200 amino acids.
CCCAGCAGGCGGAGGGAGGAAGCCGCGCGGAGCCGGCGGCGAGCGGAGCCGAGGCGAGGCGGAGUCGACUAGGUGAGAAUUUCUAGAGCAAUGUCGAAUAGAAAUGAGUAGACAUCUUUGCCUUAUUCUGGAUCUUAGAGGGAAAGCAUCUAGUGUUAACUGUGAGAUGAGGUCACUGUGUUGUUGGCUCCUAAAGUAAGUUCCUCCCAAGCUCUCGAUUGGAGGGUCAACUGAUGGUGUAUCCUUUAGGCUUAGUCAGAGAGAGCUGACGGAUUUCAAGGAUGCAGCUGCUACUCCUGGAGGUGCAGGGCACCUUCUCCAAUUUGGGCCACGAGGCCAUGUGGCCAUGAUGGGGGCCCCUCAUGGCCUCAGCGAGAACAGAGCACUACGAUAUUGGCCUCCGCCGGGGAAACAGCUUAAAGCAGAGCGGCCCCUCAGACACGGCGCCUGCCCCACCACCGGAGAAAGCCUCUGAGGGCAGAGCCUGGGCUCAGGCCCAUCAGCAGGUGAAGCCAAUCUGGAAGCUGGAGAGAAAGCACGUGGGGACGCUUUCAGCAGGGUUGGGCCCCAGCGUCUUGGGUGUCCCACCCGAGCCAGCCUAUUUCUUUUGCCCGGGCACUCUGUGUAGCUCGGGGCACUCAGCUGUCAUCGCAGGCCACGGCAGCUCCUGCUACCUGCGCUCCCUCCCAGACUUGUUCAGCAGCACGCUGCUGUACCGCCGCUCCAGCCACAGGCACAAACCCUACCAGCAGCUGGAGUCUUUCUGCUUGCGCUCAAGCCUGCCGGAAAAAAGACCUUUUUCUCUCCCUCACAAGGGCCUCCCUGUCAGACUCACUGCCAAUAAGGCCCCUUCUUUCACGGUGUCCCCCAUGGCCCAGCCCAUGGCGUCCUCGUCCACAGAUCGGUACCUCUCACUGGGAGCGGCUGGGGAGAACCCUUCGGGGAAGUGCCUGGCUGCUGCCAUCUCAGGGAAGAUCCCAUCUCCACUCUCCUCCUCCUACAAGCCCAUGCUAAAUAACAACUCCUUCAUGCGGCCAAAUAGCACUAAAGUGCCUUUAUCGCAGGCCACAGAGGGCCUGAAGCCAGUAUCCUCACCCAAGAUCCAUCUUGUCUCCUGGCAUCAUUCGGGGGGCACCGGAGACUGUGCACUCCAGCCUGUCGAACACAAGGUACCCAAGAGCCAUGGCGCUGUCCUAGAUGAUGCCCCUGCCCCUGGCACCCUCUCUGCCCCUAGCUCCUUAGACACUUUGACCACCAGUGUUGCCUCUCCUCAGUAUAACCGGAGUAACUUAGCCACUAGAGCAGAGCCACAUCCUUGUGGCCUGGAUGGCAACUUUGUUUCUCAGGCUCUGACCAGGGAGGUUCGGUUCACUGAGGCGGUGAGGAAAUUGGCCGCAAGAGGCUUUGAGAAGAAGCCAAGGCAAGGCUGCCAGUUGGAACAAUCUCGUUUCAUGAACCCCAGCUUGCAGUGUGAGCUCCUCAACAGGAACCGGCAGUGGAAACCUCCCACCGUAGGCCAGCAGUUCCCCCAGGAGGAUGCUGGAGCUAACAGUAGGACCCUGCCCAGCCCCUCGGACGCCCUGGAGCUGGACGGUACAGUCUUCUGUACCAAACGCAUCAGCAUUCACCUCCUUGCCUCACAUGCCAGCGCGCUCAGCUGCAGCCCUGCCUGUGGAUCUGCCAUUGACUCCCCACCACCCGGAGAAGACAAAACUCCUGAGCCACCUGCUCCUCCUCAGCCCCUGGGUGUAGCUGAUGUGGCCACCCGCCUCUCUUCCAUCCACUUGGGCCAACUUGGGAAGGAGGGGCCUACGGAAGCCAGAGGACCGGACUUCCCUGCCAGGGGUAUCGGUUCAGCUGCAGACCUCCAGCCAGACCUGGGUGAGGCUGAAGAUCUAGAAGAAGAGCUAGUAGAUGGUUUGGAGGACUGCUGUAGCCAUGAUGAAAAUGAAGAGGAGGAAGGAGACUCUGAGUGCUCUUCGUUCAGUGCUGUCUCCACUGGUGAGUCAGUAGCAGUGAUCUCUCGGAGCUGUGCAGAGAUUCUGACCAAACCCCUCUCCAGUGAGAAAGUGGUCCGACCAGCGCUCAUCUACAGCCUCUUUCCCAACGUGCCCCCUACCAUCUAUUUUGGCACCCGGGAUGAGAGAGUGGAGAAACUUCCCUGGGAGCAGAGGAAGCUGCUCCGGUGGAAGAUGAGCACAGUGACUCCCAACAUUGUCAAGCAGACCAUUGGACGGUCCCACUUCAAAAUCAGCAAGAGAAAUGACGACUGGCUAGGCUGCUGGGGUCACCACAUGAAGUCUCCUAGUUUCCGAUCCAUUCGGGAGCAUCAGAAGCUAAACCACUUCCCAGGUUCCUUCCAGAUUGGACGAAAGGACCGACUGUGGCGGAACCUGUCUCGCAUGCAGAGCCGCUUUGGCAAGAAGGAGUUCAGCUUCUUCCCCCAGUCCUUCAUCCUGCCCCAGGAUGCCAAGCUCCUGCGCAAAGCCUGGGAGAGCGGCAGCCGCCAGAAGUGGAUUGUUAAGCCUCCAGCGUCAGCCCGGGGCAUUGGCAUCCAGGUCAUUCACAAGUGGAGUCAGCUCCCCAAGCGAAGGCCCCUCCUGGUACAGAGGUAUCUACACAAACCCUACCUCAUCAGUGGCAGCAAGUUCGAUCUGCGAAUCUAUGUUUACGUCACCUCCUACGAUCCCCUCCGGAUUUACCUCUUUUCAGAUGGACUUGUCCGCUUUGCCAGUUGCAAGUAUUCCCCUUCCAUGAAGAGCCUCAGCAACAAGUUCAUGCACCUGACCAACUACAGUGUCAAUAAAAAGAAUGCCGAGUACCAGGCCAAUGCAGAUGAAACGGCCUGCCAGGGCCACAAAUGGGCACUGAAGGCUUUGUGGAACUACCUGAGCCAGAAGGGAGUCAAUAGUGAUGCCAUCUGGGAGAAGAUAAAGGACGUUGUUGUCAAAACCAUCAUCUCGUCAGAGCCCUAUGUGACCAGCCUACUGAAGAUGUACGUGCGGCGGCCAUACAGCUGCCAUGAGCUCUUUGGCUUUGACAUCAUGCUGGACGAGAACCUCAAGCCCUGGGUCCUGGAAGUCAACAUUUCCCCGAGCCUCCACUCCAACUCUCCGCUGGACAUCAGCAUCAAAGGCCAGAUGAUCCGUGACCUUCUGAACCUGGCAGGCUUUGUUCUGCCCACCGCAGAGGAUAUCGUUUCCAGCUCUGGCAGCUCCAGCAGCUCCAGUGCCAGCUUGCCCAGCUCCCCCAAGGAUAAAUGUCGAAUGGCUCCGGAGCAUUUCACCGCACAGAAGAUGAAGAAGGCCUAUUAUCUGACCCAGAAAAUUCCCGAUCAGGACUUCUAUGCAUCUGUGCUGGAUGUCCUGACGCCAGAUGAUGUUCGGAUUCUGGUUGAGAUGGAGGAUGAGUUUUCUCGCCGUGGUCAAUUUGAACGAAUUUUUCCUUCUCGAAUCUCUUCUCGCUAUCUCCGCUUUUUUGAGCAGCCACGAUACUUCAACAUUCUCACCACCCAAUGGGAACAGAAGUACCAUGGCAACAAGCUCAAAGGAGUAGAUCUGCUUCGGAGUUGGUGCUACAAAGGGUUCCACACAGGAGCCAUCUGUGAUUCUGCUCCAAUGUGGUCUCUCCCAGCAUCACUUCUGACCAUCCCAAAGGGUGACGUGGGACUCAGCACUUUCCCCAAACUAGAGAGUGGCAAGCUGGGAAAACACAGCUUCUCCGAGGGAAGCAUACCACUCUGUGAAGAUGGGACCAUGCCUAAGCCCAAGAAGACCCAAGCUGGCCUUUGUCCUGUUCCCGGGAAACCCAGUUCUUCCAAGGACAGUGAGGACAUCAGCAAAGAGCCCAGCCUCUCUACCCAGAUGUUACCUCUGUUGAAGUACUCUGGGCAGACUUCAAGACUCUCUGCUUCCCCCACCUCCCAGUCAACCGGUGACUCACUCCUGGCUGCUGUGAGCCCAUGACUGGCCUCUCUCCACUAGCCCCUACCUAGGAGCACCGGUGUUAGCUACCUCAUGGGAACUGGCCGGCCGGCCAGCCAGCCUGAGCCCCCGGCCCCUUUCUCAAAGUAUUUUUUUGAAGUGGUUGAAUUGCAGAAAUGGGUAUCUAGAGGGCUGGAGGGGUGGUGGGAAUGGGGAGAAGGUGAGGAAGGUUCACUGGCUGGUACCUCAUGUCUCCGCAGAGAAGCCACUAAUGGCCACUCAGCCUUAUAAAGCAGGGUUUGGUUUCUAA